AUGCACAGUAUAUUCAGAUGCAACUCAUUUUUCAUUGGUGCCAACUGUCGAGAGGCGAUCAAUUCUGGACGAGCAGACUUUGUCCCCAUUUUCCUGAGUGAGAUUCCUUUGCUAUUCCGCCGCAAUUUAAUCACACCAGAUGUUGCCCUGAUAUCUGUCAGCUCACCUGAUCAGCAUGGUUUCUGUACGCUGGGUCCCAGUGUGGACUGUUCAAGAGCUGCCAUUCAGAACGCCAGGUAUAUUGUAGGUCUAGUGAACCCCAACAUGCCACGCACAUUCGGUGACGGGAUGGUCCAUCUUUCCCACUUUGACGCUGUUGUCCAAGGAGAUCUCCCGCUGCCGCAGAUGAAACAUGGCGUUCCUACUGAAGUAGAAAAACAAAUUGGUCGCAUCAUUGCUACCAACUUGAUCCAAGAUGGCGCCACUCUGCAAAUGGGUAUUGGGUCAAUCCCUGACGCGGUCCUAGCGGCACUGUGGAGUCACCGAGAUCUUGGAAUCCACACGGAGAUGUUCAGCGAUGGUGUUGUAGAUCUCGUAGAAGCUGGUGCCAUCACAAAUGCCAGGAAGACAAUCCAUCCUGGGAAAAUUGUCGGAGGUUUUGCAGUUGGUACACAGCGCCUGUAUGACUUCAUGGAUAAUAAUCCUUUUAUAGUGAUGUUGGACAUUGCAUUUGUAAACAACACUGCAAUAAUUAGCCAGAAUCCCAAAGUGACGGCAAUCAACUCGUGUAUUGAGAUUGACUUGACAGGACAGGUGUGUGCAGACUCCAUCGGAACUAGAAUGUAUUCAGGUGUGGGUGGCCAGAUAGACUUCUUGCGUGGAGCAGCUUUGAGUGUGGAUGGUCUUGGGAAACCCAUCCUAGCACUGCCAUCUGUGACCAAGAAUGGAGAAAGUAAAAUUGUACCCUAUCUGAAGAAAGGUGCUGGUGUUGUGACAAGCAGAGCUCAUGCACAUUUCAUCGUGACAGAAUACGGCAUUGCGUCUUUGUUUGGCAAGAAUCUCAGACAGAGAGCUUACGAAUUAAUCAAAAUUGCUCACCCUGAUCAUAGAGAAAAUUUGGAGAAAGAAUCAUUUGAAAGGCUAAAAUGCAUGCCAUCACCUUAGAGAGUAUUUAUUUGCAGUAGGCAUAUGCCAUGUAUUCAAUAGCAAAAUUACGCCUCUUUUUACAACUAUUCACUUUAAAAAGUGGAAAACAAAAUAGUUGUGUAAGAAUUAACUUUUUUCUGCAUUUCCAAUAUUUGAAAAGGUAAGGUUGAAAACGGAUCUCAAAGAUCAAGACUUCUUUGCAUGUUUUUCUCUCUUUUUAAUACAAAAAUAUCCUGCUGUUGUAACACAUACAUGACAACAAUGGGGAAAAAGUAGUACAAUUUUAUGAAAAUCCCAUUUCCUUUUGAUUGAAUAAAAAAAAAAUAAUAAUAACUCUAGGUACUAGUACAGGUGUAUGCAUAUAUGUCCUUGUUUUCACUUAUUGUUAUAGAUAAGUUACUAUAUGAUGUGACCUGGCAUUACGUAAUAAUACUAAUGAUAUUAACACAAAUAGCCACAGGGUUAAUUUUUGGAAGUAGAAUAUGUUGUAUCACAAGUGCAGUUUUUCCCCUACUUUUUGUUGCGUGGCAUUUCAAAUUGUUGAUUCCUUUGAGCUGUACAAUGCAUCUGGCUGUCGCUAACUGGCAACUGCUGCCACCUGGUGGCCAGAUCGUGGGGCGACUUGUAGUUUAUUAACAGUAUUGAUAUUUCAGUGUUACAUUAUAAUAUAGUAGUAAUUUUCAGCUGAGAAACAGUGAAGUUUAAGUGAUCAAAUCAAAAUGUGAAAGCAAAUCCUCUCAAUCAGAUCACAUGAGAGGCUUACAGGUUCAUAAAAGUCAAUUGAAAUCGCCAUUGCCACAUAAAAAUAUACAUUUAUUUGAUAUUUUGUCAGUUCAAAGCCAGAAGUUUCUAGAAAUUUGAAAGUACUUUAUUAAUGUUCAUGUUUUAAACUAUGUAUAGCACAAAGUGUGUUUAUAAUAAUAAAAAAAAACCACAGGAGAUUUAGUUAAGAAUACAUAGACCAUAAUUUUGAGUCAAUUUGAAAGUGCUUGA
Molecule: messenger RNA, 2079 nt
Organism: Lingula anatina
Lineage: Eukaryota; Metazoa; Brachiopoda; Lingulata; Lingulida; Lingulidae
Product: succinyl-CoA:acetate/propanoyl-CoA:succinate CoA transferase
Biological process (GO): acetate metabolic process
Cellular component (GO): mitochondrion
Molecular function (GO): acetate CoA-transferase activity
Source: RefSeq, a predicted model, not a curated record